Molecule: messenger RNA, 1484 nt
Organism: Phragmites australis (common reed)
Lineage: Eukaryota; Viridiplantae; Streptophyta; Magnoliopsida; Poales; Poaceae
Product: beta-1,2-xylosyltransferase XYXT1-like
Exons: 3
Coding region: 42-1379 (445 amino acids)
Molecular function (GO): glycosyltransferase activity
Source: RefSeq, a predicted model, not a curated record
CCCCCCACCCCCUCCUCUGAACAGAGAGAAGGGAAGAGGCGAUGUGCUGGUGCGAGGUGAAGCUCGGGAAGAGACUGAAGAGCUGGGCGCAGAGGCACCUCAACGUCGGCUUCGUCGUCGGCUUCCUCCUCCUGCUCGUCACCUGCCUCGUCGUCUCGCAGCAGUUUGUGACCAGCGCCUCAAACUUUGUCACUACGGAAGCACAACGGAUCACGGAUAAGCAGCAGAUUGAGAAGGGACAGGUGGUGUGCGACACGGAGGGCCCCUUCUCCGACUCCUGUGAAGUCGACGGCCACGUGCGCACCAACGGCACAGCCGUGUCGGUGGCCAUCGUCCCCACGCUAUGGUCGGAGCGCCGGGAGUGGAGGAUCCGGCCGUACUCGCGCAGGACCGCGUCCGGCGUCAAGGAGGUCACCGUGACGCAGCUGCAGGUCCAGGCCGCCGCCCCGCCGUGCAAAGUGACCCACAACGUGCCAGCCAUCUUGUUCUCGCUCGGCGGGUACACAGGGAACUUCUGGCACGACUUCAGCGAUGUGCUGGUGCCGCUGUUCGUGGCGUCGCGGCGGUACGGCGGCGAGGUCCAGUUCCUGAUCAGCAACAUCAACCCGUGGUGGCUGGCUAAGUACGAGACCCUCCUGUGGCGGCUGUCCAAGUACGACGCCGUGGACCUGGACGCCGACGUGCAGGUGCGGUGCUUCCCGCAUGUCACCGUGGGGCUCCGCAUGCACAAGGAAUUCAGCAUUGUUCCCGAAUGGGCGCCGGGGGUCCGCCUUUCCAUGGCCGACUUCACACGGUUCCUUCGCGAGACGUACGCGCUCCCACGUGGCGCGCCGGUGAGCCUGACGCGGGAGCCGGACAAGAAGCCGCGUCUGCUGCUGAUCCACCGGGGCCACUAUCGCCAGUUUGUAAACGAGCAGGAGAUCGUGCGGGCAGCAGAGGCGGUGGGGUUCGAGGUAGUCGUGAUGGAGCCACGAGGUGACGCGCGCGUCGAUGAGCAGGCGCGAACGGUGAACUCGUUCGACGUGCUGCUGGGCAUGCACGGCGCGGGGCUGACGAACGCGGUGUUCCUGCCGGCGGGCGCGGUGCUGAUCCAGGUGGUGCCAUACGGGAAGCUGGAGCCCAUGGCGAGGAGGGAGUUCGGCGAGCCGGCGGCAGACAUGGGGCUGAAGUACCUUGACUACAGCGUGACCGCGAGGGAGAGCACGCUGCUGGAGAUGCUGGGACCCGACCACCCGGUGAUCCGUGACCCAGAGUCCGUGCACCGCAGCGGCUGGGACAAGGUUGCCGAGUUCUACCUCGGCAAGCAGGACGUCCGCAUCGACGUCGCCCGCUUUGCGCCCACGCUCUCGCAGGCGCUACACCACCUACGCCAGCAGUAGGGGGCAGGGAACGCAUCGAUGGGAUUGACCAAACAAAACCAUACAACAGUCAUAUGCAUUUGCCGAUAGGUUAACUCAUCAAGUAAUACUGGUCGGUUUUGACUU